CAGCUCGGGACAAAUAUGGCGGCCUCCAUUAGGGUUAAGUUGCUGCCGUGCGGCCGAGCGCUGCGGCUGCACACCGCGGCCGAGGUCGCCGCUCCCGCGGCCGAGGUCGUCGCUCCCGCGGCCUCGGCGGCGCGGUACCCACCGAUAGUGGCCUCGCUGACGGCGAAGAGCCAGGCGGCCCGGCUGCGUCGGGUAGACCGGUGGCAUCAGAAGGCGCACAAUGCGCCCUCGGUGGAAGCGAAGCUGCGCGUGCUCACGAAGCUGCAGCGCCUCAAGUACGUCGUGUACCCGCAGACCUUCGCCCUCCAUGCCGACCGCUGGUACCAGAGCUUCACCAAGACCGCCUACCUGAAUGGUCUCCCCCUGCCCCGGCCCCCGGCCCCCGGCGAGCCCGGCGGCCCGCCCGACCUGGCCCCGCUGCGCUCGGCCGUGUGCGACUGCCUCCUGCAGGAACACUUCCACCUGAAGCGCAAGAAGCGCGCCCCGCUCUACCAGCAGCAGGAGUUCGUAGCCUCGCCCUUCCUUCAUCAGCUCGUAACCUCCCUGACCGGGCUGCUGACUCCCCACAACCCCAGCCUGGCCGCUGCUGCCCUAGAUUUUAAACGUCCAGUUCACUUUUAUUGGUGGUGUGGUGAAGAAAUUAUUCCAAAAGGUCAUCGUCGAGGUAGAGUUGAUGCAUUACGAUACCAAAUAGAUGAUAAACCACAUAGCCAGAUUCGUAUACCGAAACAACUUUCAGAGUUCGUGCCAUUAGAUUACUCUGUUCCAGUAGAAAUUCCUGUUUUGAAUUGUAAACCAGACAAACUUCCAUUAUUCAAACGACAGUAUGAAAAUAACAUAUUUAUAGGGACAAGAUUAGCAGAUCCGUGCUGUUAUGGCCACACUCAAUUCCAUUUGUUACCUGACAAAAUAAGAAGGGAGAGACUCUUGAAGGACAAUCGUUCUGAUCAGAUAGAAGUUGGUUAUCGAGCCAAUGCCAUUGCCAGUCUUUUUGCUUGGACUGGCGCACAAGCUAUGUAUCAAGGAUUCUGGAGUGAAGCUGAUGUUACCCGUCCAUUUGUCUCCCAGGGCGUGGUCACAGAUGGAAAAUAUUUUGCCUUCUUUUGUUAUCAGUUAAAUACUUUGGCACUUACUGCACAGGCUAAUCAGAAUAACCCCCGAAAGAAUAUAUGUUGGGGGACAGAAAGCAGGCCUCUUUUUGAAGUUAUUGAAAAUGGUGAUGUUAAAGGCUUCAAUGAUGAACUUUUGCUUCAGUUGGUUCAGUUUCUAAUGAACAGACCAGAAGAAAACAGAUCAUAACUAUUAUAAAGACUUUUGAUAUACUUAGACUUCAUUGAAUGUAAAAUAAUUAUAAUGAAAAGACCUGGAAUAAAUUUUAGAACUAA
Messenger RNA from Dromiciops gliroides (monito del monte), 1385 nucleotides. RefSeq names its product mitochondrial ribosomal protein S30 (gene MRPS30). Gene Ontology annotation, molecular function: structural constituent of ribosome. The transcript has 5 exons. NCBI's taxonomy places the organism in Eukaryota, Metazoa, Chordata, Mammalia, Microbiotheria, Microbiotheriidae. Gene Ontology annotation, cellular component: mitochondrial large ribosomal subunit; mitochondrion; ribosome. The record is from RefSeq and is a predicted model, not a curated record. The coding region runs from base 16 to 1299 and encodes 427 amino acids. Gene Ontology annotation, biological process: translation.